Molecule: messenger RNA, 15464 nt
Organism: Nasonia vitripennis (jewel wasp)
Lineage: Eukaryota; Metazoa; Arthropoda; Insecta; Hymenoptera; Pteromalidae
Product: protein split ends
Exons: 10
Coding region: 1580-13636 (4018 amino acids)
Molecular function (GO): RNA binding
Source: RefSeq, a predicted model, not a curated record
AGAGAGAGAGAGAGAGAGCGGCAGCGGCGGCGGUGUUCGCUAGCGCUACGCUCCCGCCACGGUGACGUCACUCAGAGUAGUGUAGUGCAGUGAGAAGGAGCGAAGCCCAGGCUCCUCCGUCCGUGCAUGCUGCUACCCCGACCGACCGACCGACCUUCCGCAAGUGUGUGAACGACGAGCCCGACCUGGCUCCCAAAAAGCUGUGCAGCGGCGGCCCGACGACUACGUGUUCCUGCGACCUCAUCACCGGCUGCCGGCUGCCUCGCAACGCGUGCGCCUCUGCGCCACAAGGAUCCGCGCAUAGUAUAGAGUGUGUCGUGCAGUGCGGGAGUUACAGAUCCCCGUGUGUAUAUCCAUCGCCAGCAGCGCAGGCGAGAGGAGAGCGGGAGAGCGCGAACGGAGCCGCCUUUCUCGACUGUUCCCCGCCGCCGCCGCCGCCGCCGCCGCCGCCGCAGCGCGCGCACCCAGGCCUACGCAGCAGCGCGAGCUGUGCUGCCGUCGCCGUCGCCGCCGCCGUCGUCGUCCUCGUCGUCGUGCGUGACAUGUCGUGAGGUGCCGCGAAGCAUAGGUAUAUAUCUAUACACGCAGCGGAAAGAGAGAGAACGAGCGAGCGGGCGAGAAAGAGAGUGAACGAGAGUCGGCGUCGGAUUGUGCAGGUGAAUACUGAAUUCGGAAAAAAGCAAGCGCCUGCGGAGAAUCAGCAGCGAGUGUGCGGUAUGCGAUGCGGGCUGUGAGCCGGGCCUCGCGGCGCGCCGCCGCACUGCCACUGCCGCAGAGCAUCGUUGCCGCGUAGUGCGGUCCGCCACUCGUCCAGGAUGAGGCCGAGCGCCCGGGGCGAGGUCAGAUAGUACGGACGCGCUCGCGUGUGUGCAGUCUACGGCCGCUAUCGUGCUUGCUCCACGAGAUGACGACGCGCCCCUACCCGGCUUGUACGAGGAAACGGCGGUCGCUCUGUUCCGAGAACCCGCCGUCCUCGUCGUCGUCCUCGUCGUUUGCAACGUGCGCGAGUGCCGCCGCUCCCUGAGGAGAGUCGAAAGUCGCGGUGCGCUUCUUCGAGAGUGUCGUACGGAGAACUCUCGACUAGUUGCUGAGUUUCAUCGAAAGUAUAUAUAUAUAUAUAUACAUACAUACAUAUAUAUAUAUAUGGUAUAAAUAAAAGUGAAGAGAAGUGAUCAGCGGGUGUUUGCAGAGAAGAUAGCAUUAACGUGCAGUGCUUUAUUACGUACCUGUGUGCUCUCUCGCGACACGUUCUUGUGCGCGCGUUCCGUUUCUCUCUCUCUCUCUCUCUCUCUCUCUCUGUAGUUCUCGAGUCCGAGUAUCGCCGAUAGGUUCUAUAGUGUGCGCGAGUGUGCGUUCUGUCCGUCUGCGGAGAAUCGAAAAGCAAGGCGGAAGAGAGAGAGGCAGCAUUAUUAUCAUUUUUUUUCAAUUUUUUCUCAAGUGCAAGUGCGAAGAUUGCCGCAGAGUCACCGCCGCCUCCGUCGCCUGCACCGAACACCGGGAUUCGUGAGUUGUGUGUCGUUGUACAGUGCCGCCAAACGAUAACACAACAUCCGAUCCCAAAUGAAGAGUUCGGAGCAAAAUGGUUAGAGAGACACGUCACCUGUGGGUUGGAAAUCUGCCGGAAAACAUCCGAGAGGAUCGAAUACGAGAGCAUUUUAAACGGUAUGGACGCGUGCAGAGCGUCAAGCUGCUGCCACGGGGCGAGGAGUGCCCCGUGGACGGUGGCGGUUCGGCCGGCUCGCUAUGCGAGGGCAGCGAGGCCGGCUCGGGUUCGGGCAGUGGCUCCGGAGGCUCGAGCAGCCAAGGCGCUUCCGCCACGGUGGCCUUCAUGGACAUCAAGUCCGCGGCCAAGGCACACGCUACCGAGCACACCCUCGACGAGAGGGCGCUCACCACCCAGUACUACGAACCCCAGCAUCUUCAGCACAGGUUUCCCACUCACGGGAGAGACCGGGAGCGCGAGAGGGAGCGCGAGAGAGAGCGGGAGCGCGAAAGGGAGCGAGAGCGCGAAAGGGAGCGAGAGCGCGAGAGGGAGCGGGAGCGCGAGCGGGAGAGGAGCUUCGAGUCGUCUGUGACGGUGGGCAACUCGAGCGGUCGCUUCGGCCGCUAUGAGACGCCGCCGCGGGCCAGGACCUCGAGCUACAGCCGUACCCCGGGCGGCGGCAGCACGCCGGGCGCGAGUCCGGGCCACCCGAGCGCCAUGUCCCGGAGCUCGAGGCGCUCCUACCAGACGGACCCCUACUACGAGCCGGACUACCCGGAGCCCCAGCUCAGCCGGCGCUUCCGCAGCUACGACGAGUUCAGCCAGGGCAGCGGGCCCAGCCACGACGACUACGAGGCCGCCGGCCUCGGGCCCGAACCCAAGCUCCUGGUGCCCGAUGACGAGCUGCAGUUGCCCUCGCGCAGCAGCAGGCACGUGGCCAUCGACGGAACGCCGCUUCCUGGCCCGCUGCUACCGCCGCCCGAUAUCAGGCACCUGCAGAAGGAGCGCGUCCACCUGCUCGAGCAGCUCGAGGAGUGCCACAGCAGCGGCGACGAGCUCGGCUGCUUCGCGCCCAAGAAGAGGCCCAAGCUCAUUGACUCCGGGCCCAUCCUGCUGGCCGGCGAGGACGACGAGCCCGAGAUCGCCUCGCUCCUCGUCACCUCGCACUCCGGCCGCAAGGGCAUGGAGGUGCGCCGGGUCAGCGACAGCAAGCUCAUGCUCCACCACGGCUCCAGGCGCAGCAGCUGCGAGGGACGCGGCUCUAUACCCUGCAAGCGUCGCCGGGACACCACCAGCAGGCACCACGAGCACCACGAAGGAUCGAGACCGGGCACGCCGCUCGUCGACGAGCGACCCGAGAACCUUAUGCCGAGCGAGCCACGGAGGUUUCGCGAGAGAAGCCAGGAAAUGCCCAUCUCCCUUCCGCUGCCCAGGUUCGCCACUCAGAUGCUGAACAACAACAACAACAGCAGUAGCAGCAACAACAACAGCCAGAGCGCCGGUGUCGCUGGUGGCGCCAGCAACAGCCAGAGCAGCGCCAACAGCGGCACCCUCGGCAGCUCUCGCGGCGGCAGUGGCAGCAACGCCGUCGCCAGCCUCGGCAAGAUCGGCUCGCCACCCUGCGUCAACGAGAGGCUGCAGACAGCGGCGCCCAGUCCGCGACGCGCCGUCCAGCCGCCAGCAUCGCCGCCGCCUCGACACCAGACCCCGAGCCCGACGAGCUCGGACAGCGAGACUGCGCCGCAGUCGCCCAGCGACGGCGACCUUAACGAGCGCAUCCGCUCGCUCGAUGAGAUUUACGAGAAGUGGACGAGCUGCCGGGCCCGCAGUGGCGAUGGUCGCCCGAAACUCGAAACCUCCGUCUCCGAGCGAUUCCGCCUCCAGCACAAGCUACUCGUGACCGACGUGCGCGAGGUCCAGCCCUCGGAAAUCCUCAAGAGCGUGAUGGCGAAGCGCAGCGUCUUCGACGAGGACUCCAAGCGCCUCGAGAACUUCAACGAGAAGUACGAGCCCAAGGAGUUCACCGGCGUCAUCGGCGUCAGUGGCCUCAUCGCCAGCAGCAGUAGCAGCCAACAGCAGAUCCCCAACGCAGCCUCGGCCGCCGUCGCCCAGACUGCCAGCAAGGUCUGCCUGCAGUAUCCCUUUCCUAGUCAUCCGCCGGUCUCGGCCCUCGCCGGCAAGCCGCCUCUGCAGCCCCUGCCCGCGACAUCCGUCGGCAGCAGCAGCAGCAGCAGCAGUAGUAUUGGCGUAGUGCACCCAAGCCCGGCUACCCCCGUCACUCCGGGCGCCAGCAUCAAGACGGUCAGCCCGGAGCUGCCACCGGUCUCACUGCCGCUCAGCCUGCCCACGGCCGCCCAUUCUCUUAGCGCCUCCACGAGCCGCAGCAUAUCCCACGCGCAUCCUGCCGCCACCGUCGCCAUCGCCGCAGCAGCAGCCUCCUCCUCUAGUAGUAGUACUUGCAGCAUCAGCGCCAGCAGCAGCAACCUGACGACAGCGCUGCCUACGCCUACGGCAGCCACGCCGAUCAGCAUCGGCUCGACGGCCAGCAGCACUGUACCGAGCACGGUAACGAGCCAGCAGCAAGCGUCUACAGCCACGUCUACCUCAUGUUCCUCCACGUCGACAGCAGCAACGGCAACAGUGUCUUCCUCGGAAGCCCCACGAGCCAGGUUCAAGAAGGACUCGAGCAGCGGAAGCAGGGAGAGUCGGGACUCGAGGGACAGCCGAGACUCGAGGCACGGCAAAACGAAAGACUUACCGUCCUCGACGUCGUCCUCCUUCUCGUCGUCGCGGAGACCGCGCAAGGAAGAGGACUCCGACAAGACCAGCAGUCGCAGAGACCGAGAAGAGCGAGACGAGCGUACCUCGGCGACGAGCGACGCCGCUGAACUCGAGAGCCACCCGAGCAGGGAGAGCAGCAAGGACGUCAGCAGCAGUAGUCGACACGAAAAGAAGGACCGAGAGGACAAGGAGAGGAGAGAGCGCGAAGACCGGGAGCGGCAGGAGCGCAAGGAGCGCGAAGAGCGCGAGAGGCGCGAGAAGGACGAAGAGAGGCGGGAGCGCGAGAGGCUAGAGAAGGAGCGCCAGGAAAAGGAGCGCAAGGACCGCGAGGAGCGAGAGCGCAAGGAGCGCGAAGAGCUCGAGCUGCGCGAGAAGGAAAAGCGCGAAAAGGAGCGCCUCGAGAAGGAGCGCCAGGAGCGCGAUAGGCGAGAGCGUGAGGAGCGCGAGAGGAAGGAACGCGAGCGCGCUGCCGAAAAGGAGAGACAGGAGAAGGAGAGACUGCGUAAAGAGCGCGAGGAGCAAGAGAAGCGCGAGAAGGAAGAGAAGCGCGAAAAAGAGGAGCGCGAGAGGCUGGAGAGAGAAAAGCGCCGGGAAGAGAAGGAACGCAUCGAGCGCGAAAGGAAGCGGGAGAGGGACGAGCGCGAAAGGCUGGAGCGAGAGCGAAGAAAGGAAAAGGAAGAACGCGAUCGGCAGGAAAAGGAGAGGCGAGACAAGGAAGAGAAGGAGCGCAUCGAGAAGGAAAAGCACGAGCGCGACAAGAGGCGAGAACGCGAAGAACUCGAGAGGCGAGAGAAAGAAAAGGCCGAUCGAGAAAAGCGAAAAGAACGCGAGGAGCGUGAUAAGGAAAGGGAUAAGGAGAAGGAAAAGGACAAGGAACGAGACAAGGAUAAGGAUAAGGAUAAGGAUAAGGAUAAGGAUAAGGAUAAGGAUAAGGAUAAGGAUAAGGAGAAAGACAAGGAUAAAGAGAAAGAAAAAGAGAGGAGAGAGCGGGAAGACAGCAGACGAGCUCCAGCGGAAAAUCAUCUGCAACCGACAAACGCCCAGCCCGCGGCGAUACCUGCCUCCAUCUCUAACAAGCGGCGCUGCUCCUCGCAGGAUGCCUCACUAGACGAGGAGGUCAAGGAGGCGAAGCGUAUCAAGAUUUCCUCCGAGCACCGUAGGGACAGCAAGGAUAAAUCAUCCAAGCAGAAUCGGCGCUCCGAAGAUCGCAAGCACCGCAGCGAAAUUCAUAGAUCGAGUCGCGACAGCAGGGACAGUCGCGAGAGCAAGGACUCGGUCUCCACCCAAGACAGUAGAGACAGCAGAGAUAGCCGAGAUAGCAGGGACAGCAGAGACAGCAGAGACAGCAGGGACUCGCAGUCUCACGCAGAUUUGCCCCGUGAAUCGAGCCGCGAGGGCAAAGAAAACAAUAGAGAUCCCAGCAGCAAGGACAAACAGAGAAGUAAAAAGAGCCGCUGUGAGAGGUCGGCGGACAAAGAGCCUCGCGAGCGAAGUCCUCGAGUGUCCAUCCACGAGCCCGACAAGGACUUUCUGUCGAGACUCGAGCUGGCCAAGAGGAACGACUCUAGUCCUCCGAACGAGCAACCUUCCUCCAUCGCCUCGCAUCAUCCGAGAGAGAUGCAACAACAAGUGGAGAUGCCGCUGCAGCGCCACCACCACCAUCAUCACCAGCAGCAGCAGCAGCAGCAGCAGCAGCAGCAGCAGCAGCAGCAGCAGCAGCAGCAACAACAACACCAGCAGCAGCAUCACCAUCCACAUCACGUCAGUCUGAAUCUACACGGUGAUUUGGACGAGGGAGCUCUCUCGACGCAUGAAAUGCAGGGAAUGCGAAACCCUUCGGCUACCGACACCGACAGCGACGAGCCAAAGAAGCACUCGAUCUUCGACAUCGUCGACGACGAGCCUGCUUACAUCAGUAUGUACGACAAGGUAAAGGCGAGGUCAACCAAGAAUAUGCAAAAACUGGAAGAGGAGAAGCGUCAGGUAAGCCAGGUAAAGCUGCACGACAAGUUCUCGCAAUUCAAAAUGAGUCGCCAAAAGCUCUCGGAAAAGAAGCAGAGCACUUCGUGGGACGGAGAUUCGGUCAGUAGCAAAGCUUUAACCGAAGACGAGGCCACCUCGGAAUCAGACUCCACAAGACCUAAGUCGUUGUCUCGCAAGGGUUCGAGAUCUAGAAUACACUCCGACACCAGCGAAGAAGACGAGUCUUUCAAUAAGAAAAUCGACAAAAUCAAGACCGAACGCUUCCAUGAGAGUGAUGUGGAUCUCGGCUUCGCGGAUACAGAAGAAAAACACCACCCACGCGAAAUCUCUACAAUUAACGCAAACGUCAUGAUCAACAACGUGCGCAUCAAGGACGAACCGAGAACCUCCGACGACGACGAGAGAAUCUCAAUGUCCUGCCACGCGAGUCAUCCCGUCGUCGCGAACAAUCACGAGAGGGACUCUCGUAAGAAAUCGCACAAGAAGAAACAGAAGCGCCAGAAAAACUCGAUAUCCAGCGAAGACGGCAUCAAACUCGAACCCUGUGAUAAGCUCGAUUACAAGAGCAGUAAAACGAACCUAUGUUCUGCGAGCAACUCUAAUCAUGUUGACGAAGACUCGCCGAACUCGGCGACGAAUGCUAACGCAUUGCUGGCCACGUCGACGCUUAGUGAGAACGAAGAGAGAAUGCGACAAGAGAAGAAGGCAAGGAACAAGAAGGACAAGCGCCGCGACCGAAAUGCCGAAAACAAGGUCAAAGCGAGAAGAAAGAGACUCAAUAGGCAGGAGGCUCGAGACAACCAGCGUAUGGAGGAUAUCUUCGGGCCACUGUCGGACGACGUCGACGAACCUGCCGGAAAUAGCUUGUUCAGGCUCAGAGGCUCGCCUCAAGAGAAUCAUGCAGCGGGCUACCACUCGGACAGCGAAAGUAUGCGCAGCCCCGAACAUGAGCGCGUACGGAUCAAGUCUGAGAAGAAGCGCAGACACCAACCAAUCCAGGAUGAGAACAGCGUUGACCUGGCUGAAGCUGGCCGUGAAAUCGAGGCCAAGCUUCUGGGCUUGCCGAGCUCGCCAAAAUCUGCAGCGACCUGCGCGGAAUCUACCGAGCACGAUGUCUUCCGAUUUACCGACGAUAACGAUAGCAUCGAACCGUCGACGCCCAGCACGACAGUUCCCACCGACAAGCUUAAAGAAAAGAAAAAGAAGCGCAAGAAGUCCAAGGAAGAACGCACGCGCAAAGACUGUCACCACCAUCACCAUCACCAUCACCACCAUCACGACAAACCCGCUGCGAGUCUGCCUUAUCUUGGCUCAGACAACACACCUCCCAGAGCCAGCAGUCCACUCAUCGCGGCCAAGCCCAUGUCGCCGACGUUGCCUUCUCCGAGGGCGAGCAUGCCUAGUCCGAUACCUAUGACGACGUCAGGUCCCGAGACUGAAUCUCUUGCCGACGUCGACUCUAGCAAAUCCGAGAAGAAGAAGGACACACUCAUUCCUGGUUUUGGCAUCGAAGUCGACGAGAGCAUACAUGAAAACGCCGUAAAAAGCAUAUCGGAGCCAGACGAGCGAGACACAAGCCUGCAGUCCUUGAACAGCAGAGACGAGCAGGAGGUACCCGAACCCGUAACGCCACCACAAGCACCCGAGGAUAAGCCUCGAGUCGUAAUCUCGCAAGAGGAAACCGAAGACGCAGUUGCCGCUCUUCUGGAAGAGACAUUCGGCGAGGCCGAGGACUACUCGUACGAGGGCGAGGAGGAAGAGGAUGCCGAAGCCGACAACAACAGCAGCGAUCCUCAUCCGCAAACACCACCGGCGGAAGACGUCGAGGAAACACAACAGGCGGUUGAUAGCCUCAACGCUUCCAGCGUCGAAGCCGAGACUGACCUCAAACCUGACACGCCGCAGAGCGAGCAUGACCUCCAGAUUGACACCGACACGGAGGAGGAUCCCAACUUCGAGAGUUUCGAUGUCGCUCAGCCGCCGAGGACGCCGGACGCGCCAUCGUUUUACAAAUCGCCACUCAAAACUCCAACCUGCUCAAUGGCAGCAGCAGGAGCUGGCCACGAAAAGCUUAUAGAAACGUCUAUGCCCUCACUCACGAAAGCAGAGACGCAGAACCCAGCAAGCUCGGUUAUUGCGCACUCGUGGAAGUUAAACGAGCAAAAACAGAUGAGAGAACUGGCAAAGACACCUCAGGCAGACGCAGCGGAGCCAAGUGCAUGUGCCACGGAACCCAAAACAUCUCCAGCACAAGCCACAAGACGAUCAGCCUCACCAACGGCUCCACUCACGUCUCAGUACAAGCAAAGUGUUCCAAGUCCUUGCGGUGCCAUGCCUGUCAUCAGCGAAUCCAACAAAGUUGCGUCGGUCAGUCCGAAGUCCAGCCCAGCCACUUCACAGCCACUCUAUCAGAGGUUACCGGUAUCACCUCACAGCCAAAUGCUGCCCAUGAGGCAGAUAUCGCCAAGGAUGCAGAGUGUCACCACUUCUCCGAGCUCCGUGGCCGUACCUCCUCUCGUUCCAUCGAGGACCGCGACGCCCAUGGCUACUGGACAAGCAACAAUACGACUUCCUCAACCAGUUUCGCCGAAUGGUCAGUGGAACCGCAACUCUUCGGCAAAUCCUUUGUCACCAUGCUCGGCCAAGGGUACCGCACCAACGGUCAGGAUACCCGUGAGCGUUCCCAUUUCUGCUCAUCGUCCAGAAUCUUCGCUUCAGCACAUCUACUCAACGGCAGCGAGCCAACAGCCGGUCAUACAACACGCUCCAGGCAUGAGGGCUGUGGUGCCCAACUACCCAAGAGGGGGUCUACCUCCUCUUACCCUCAAUAUACCGUCAAGGCCGUAUCUGCCUAGUGUGCCACCAACACCUGGCUCUCAACCGAAAACCUCGAGAGAGACGAACCUAGCUGGCAAGUCGGUCAUCGAGACAUUGAUGCAGCACGCGACCGAGCCUUCGCCCAGGAUGGAUGAACCGAAGCUCUCACCAGGUGCCAUUCCAGCUGAGGUCAGCAACAAGGCUUCCACCUCGCCGAAGGUGCCCUCACCGAACCAGCCACCCACGUACAUUCCAGAAACAGCCAAGAUUGAGAUCAGGGCGAGCACGUCUAGCCCGGUCUUCGGUAAGACCGACCUUUGUGCCUUGUCGCCUAGUCAGAAGCAAGAGCUCACCAGCAUGCAGCUCAUGGCAGGACACAUGCCACGAGCCUCCACGCCGAGUCCUGUCAUCGUGGCUCAUGCUCAACCUCAUCUGGUGCAUGCGUCGGUUGUACAUCCGCUGGUCCACCCAACUGUCUCUUCGCCGAGUCCGCUCGUCAAGACGGUUGUUCCCAUCAUGUCAAAUUCGCAGCAAAUGUCGCCUACCCCAUCGCUGCAAGACAAGUGUCUCGUACGAAAUGUAGCGCCAGUUGUCUCAUCACAGAGCAUUCUUCUAGCGAAAUCGCACGUCUCUGUUGUGUCGACAAUGGCUCCCACUAUCAUUUCGAGAGUUGCUACGUCGACAGCACCUUUACUAAUAGGAAAAGCAUCAGUUUUGGAUGCUGAGACACGCUACAUUCCAGAGCAGAACCCAGUCAAACAUGAACCUCACGACGAAGGACAAAUGCAGCCUAUGCGGCUAACGACUGCCGACAAACAGUUCAAGCCCGAAGACACAGAGCACGAGCCAACACCAGAAAUCAAACCGACGCUCCUCAAGAGCGAGGACCUUAUUGAACCGUCCAAGUUGGAUCUGGAGUCGAAAGUGAAGGAGGAGAAGCCAGAGUUGUGUCCGGCAGAGCACGAUAUACCUGUAAAGAUAGAGAGCGAGAAACCGAGCGAAGUUAUUGCUGCAAAAACAGAACGAGAGCCUUCACCUCCCAAACACGAACCAAAUAUACCUAUCAAGCCUGAGAAGGAACUUAAAGAGGAGGAGCAGAUCGAGCCCGAAGCUGACGAAGAACCGACCGAGGACCCGCUCAAGGAAACCUGUGCUGAUCCGCUUGCUCUCGACGCCGUCAAGGAAGAUGCUACUGAUAGUAAGGAGGACAGUGACUACUGGUCUGCCAAGGAGGUUAACAUCGAAAGCGUUAUCAAGAAGGUCGACGCACUCUGUGAUGGUGAAUCCAACGAUGUAGACGACGAUGAGCACAUUCACGAGGGCAACACCGAGUCGCGCGAAACCAGCAAGAGCGACGGAGACUCAUGGUUCGACGCCGAAUCCAUCGAAGACGAUCAGAAGAAGAGCUUUAACGUAGAUGACCAGGACGAGGGUGUCGAGACUGGUGAGAACGAGUCAGGCAGGGUUCGUCGUGGAAGGGCUAAAGCUAAAAGAGCGACUAGCAACCGCGGUGGGGUUACCACCAGACGUGGCGGACGAAACAAUGCUACUGCUGCACCUACACCUAUGCCCACAGCUGGCGCUCCACCUGCAGUACCACAGAAGCGUGGAGGUCGCUCUGGCAGAGGCGGAAAGCAGCACUCAGAGAAGAACAAGUUGCCUGCUGACGUUUACGAGUUCCACGACGACAGCGAGGAGGACAGCGCGGGUCGUCCAAGGCUUAUCCUUACUAUCAAGUCACCCGGACCAAACGUUGCUGGUCCAAAUGCAGUGCCGCCAACUCCAGUGGCAGCUGUCAAAGAGGUACCGCCGGAGGAGUUCGUCUCUCCGGCAGUUAACACACGCAAGUCUCGUAGGCUGGCUGAAAAGGACGGCAGCAGAUCUACCAUCGACGAUAUUAUAGAAGACGUCGUGCGAGGUACAACCAACAAAAAUGCACCAGGAGCACCCGUCACCCGAAGGAGUACGAGACAGAACAGUGCUCCGCGCAACGUACCAGCUCAGCAGAUUGUCUUACCAGCAGCAGAGACCAGAAAGUCACCAAGAAGCACCAGGAAAACCGCGAGACGAACCUCUGAGAGUGCCGAUGAAACAAGCGACGAAAAGAUCAAGGACACACCACAGACUGCUACAACUGAUGUAGCCGAGGACAAGGAGGAAGCAGAGACACCUCCUACUGCACCAGAGAAGACCGAACAAGUUGUCAAACCUGUUUCUACGCUGGUCGCUGGGCAGAAGUCUGCCUCUCACGAGCCCAUGACUUUAAUUGACCCUGUUACCGGAAUGCUCAUACCCAUGAGGGAAUCGGAGGAGGGACAGUACAUUCCAGUCUCGACAGCUUCUGGACAAAUCAUCCAAAGGGCGAACUUCGUGGCCAACGCGGAGGCUUUACGUCAAAAGCAUGCAGCAGAACACGCGCCGGCGGAACAACCCAAGUCGGAGCCGAAGAUCGAACCUGUUCCGUGCAAACCAGCGCAGACUUUCGUCACUUCAACGACGACGCAGCAGCCUCAGGCUAGUGUCAUCACAAAACCGCAGUCUCCUGUUGUCCAGAGCACUCCCUCAGUAGCAGUAUCAGUCGCAGUCACACUACCGUCCACAACAGCAACAGUUUCUGUCAGUGUGGCUGCUUCCCAAGCACCUACUACCACAACUCCGAAGACCCUCAAGGCACAUGUUCUCAAUGCCAGCAAGCUGGCCGCUACCCAAGUGCAGCAUCCAAUCGUUGUAACAAACGCAACUGUUCCAACCAUACCAAGUCAAGCUGUUGUGCAGAACAUCGCCAAGCAGCCAACGCAAGCAGUUCAGGGCCUGCAUGUACACAUGCCGACCGGCCGAGUUGUCUCGCCGAGUUUGAGUCCUCACCCGAAGCCUGUACCACCACAGCCUGCAGUCAUCAACGCAGUGAACGGAAAGCCGGGCCAGCCUAUGUCUCCGGUACUGAACAACACUGGAGGUGCGCCAAAUCCCAAGCAACAUCUUCUCCAGGCAGCGAAACAACAGCAGCAGCAACAACAGGCGUCGGCUAUCGUCAACUUGCAACAGAAGGUACCUGUAAACGUGCACCCUGGCCCACUGACACCAACUCCUGUUCAGAGAAUUCAUGCAGCGCCGCAACAGCCACCUCUAAAGGGCAUGAAUGGUCAGCCACAUCCAAUGAACCCGAAGGCUCACCUACUGCAGGCAGUUGCACAGGUCGUUCCACCAUCCAUCGUGGCGGGUACGGUUGCAAGCCCACCAACUCAAGCGCUCUUGGUUCCUCCGCCGCCCGUAACUCCUGGCGUACCUUGUGCGAGAACAACUCCAAAACCAUCGGUACCUACAAAUCUAGAAGCACCCAAGGUGGAAGUGUCGAUGUCUGGCUGCAUCAUGGUACCAGCGCCAAGCCCUCAAACCAGGGUUGUUCCUAUUUCUGCCUACGAAGCGUCAUUGCAUGGAAGUGCUGGUGCAGCUCCAUCACCAGGGGGGCAAUAUGGACUUGUUCCCCCGCAUCGCACUCAGAGCCCCCCACUGCCUCCACCUGCUCAUCAUCAUGCUAAUGCUCCUCAGUUACUACCGCAAGGAGACGCAUUGAAUCAUUACGGAGCUCUUCGACUCGGAGAAAUACCAGCUCACUACAUGCAUCCACAAGUACUGCAAUAUCAAUAUUUGCGAGCGCAGCAAGAGGCUUUGACAGCGUCAAGACUACCUUACCAUGUACCGGGAAGAAGAUCUCCCGCGAUAGGUCUGGACCCCAAGUUAGAAGUCGGUCUCGAAGAUACGCACAGCCCACCACUAGAAUUACGUCGAGACAGACGAACGCCACAAGAGCGUACGACUGACAGUCCGCAAGUGGCUCAGGUCUACAUGAUGCAUGGCCCAGGCAGACUUCCACCACCUCAGUACAACACCCCAGGUGCAGUUCAACGACCCUACUACGAGCCACCACCAGCGCAUAUAAGGUCGCAGUAUCCGAUGGCUGCAAGUGAGGCUCCAACCGAAAGGGCGCUAACACCCGAUCGAUCCAGGAAACAAUUGGCCACAACACCGCCACAUGCUUCCCAAGUACCACCCCAGGCUGAUUCAUUGACCAUGUUGCUGCAACGCUAUCCAGUCAUGUGGCAGGGUCUGCUAGCUCUAAAGAACGAUCAGGCCGCUGUGCAGAUGCACUUUGUAUAUGGCAACCCGAAUGUUGCCAGGGAAAGUUUGCCGUUUAACAGCGACGGCUCUACCUUGCCUCUCAGGAUUGCCCAGAGAAUGAGACUCGAACCAACGCAAGUGGAAGGUGUCGCCAGAAAAAUGCAGACUGACAAUGAGCACUGUAUGCUGCUGGCUCUACCUUGCGGUCAUGAUCAUAUGGAUGUUGUGCAACAAAGUAAAAAUCUACAAGCUGGCUUUAUUACGUAUCUACAACAGAAGCAAGCGGCUGGAAUUGUCAACAUUGCUGCACCUGGCUCUCAACAGCCUGCGUUUGUAGUUCACAUCUUUCCAUCAUGUGACUUUGCUAAUGAAAACUUGGCCCGCAUCGCUCCUGAUCUGCUGCACAGGGCCGCGGAUAUUGCUCACUUGGUCAUCGUCAUCGCAACUGUUUGAAAGCAGUUAGUGUUGUCAUGGAUUAGGACCGAUUCAUUAGCCAGCAAGACGCUUGCAGCGCACGCGGUAUGAAGCCCAAAGGUUGCAAGCGUUCCAAACACGCCAUUGUAAAAACUGAAUUCGACACGUCGACUUAAUUCGACCUAUUACUGCGAAUCUACAGGGACAACGAGGAUUGAACAUUCUCGCGAUUGGUAACGGAUCCCUGCGUAUAAUUCGUACGAGUGACAAUCAAAUAUUAAACAUAAAAAAAACACAGCACAACAGGCGCUCACACUGCGCCCAGCAGACUAACAUGUCGGAGGCUUAGGCAAUGCGACGGAGAUGCGAUAACAGUGAGGGAGUUAGCGAGAUGGAAGUAUUUCGCGUGCUCCUUCUCCUCGACUUUCUGCUCGAAACGCAAAGUCGAUCGCUGACAACGUUUGUGGGAGUGACCGACAUCACUCUUGGUCCCUCCGACAAGCGGGUCAGGCGCAGCUUCAUCCUCCGCAACAAACGAUUAUGUCCAAUAUUAUUAUACUUGUAUGGUACAAGUAGAUCAUAUGUAUAUUAUACGAGUAUAAUACAUUCAAACAAGUCCGAAUAUACGUCAACGUAUGUUUCUCUCACUAUGAGAGAGUAUCCCGAUAAGUACGAAAAAACCUGGAUAUACCAGUAAAACAUUUGUUCUGCGUUUUACCUGUCCCUGUACACGAGCUAUCUCAUAAGUCUUAGACGUUAAAGAAAACAAAAAAAGACACUUUAUAAAUUUAAGGGCCAGCCAAGGCAUAACUACUGUGAUUUUAAUUAUUUAACGAUAUCUAUCUGCAUAAAGGGAAAAAACAUAAGGAAGGUCGCUGUUGUUUUAUGCGGUCAGAGCGCGCGUUAUGUGAUGUGUUAUUGUAUAAUAUUGCUCUAUAUAAAUACCUAUGUAUUAUAUUACUGUAAAACAAUAGUUGCUGCUGCCGCUGACGUCGACGACGAUGCCGCCGCUCCGAGUUUAGAGUUAAAUUUAUCGAACGGUAAUAUUGCGAGUUUAAGAAAAAAAAAGUAAAUUGCGUUAAGCUUUUAGGGAAAAAAGAUAAAGAAUAAAAGAGUACUAAGAAUAAAUACCUAAAUAGCGUUUAUCCCUAGUGUAUGAUAAAUUCCCAAUUAGAAGGAUGUAACAUAUUAUGGUAAAAAGAAUGAAAAAGUACCAUUUAAGCACGUAACCUAUGUAAAUUAUUAUUAUAAAAAAAAAUUUAUAAUAAUUACUCUCAUUCUUUAUUUUUAUUAUUAAUUAUUAUUCCUUAUUAUUAUCAUUAUUAUUAUUAUUAUUAUUAUUAUUAUUAUUAUUAUUAUUAUUAUUUUAAACAUACUGAAUAUUAUUAUAUUAUCAUUAAAAUCAUUAAUCUUCUAAUUGCUAAAAUUAUUGAUUAAUUAAUUAUUACGCUACGCUACUUCUAUCUAUCUAUCUAUCUACUACUACUCUACUACUACUACUCCUACUAUUCUACUACCGUACUACUGCUAUUACUACCAAUAACUACUAUGAUGAACUAGUACCGCUGUUAUCGAUUUAAUUAUUAAUGAAAAAAAAGAUGAGAAAAUGGCGUUAUUACACAAGCUAGUUAGAACGUACUGAUCUGCACGUUGCAAACGAUGAAAGCGAAUCUUUUAAGGGGCGCUCAAACCAAUGUCAUACCUCUGCAGUAUGAUCGAUCUCAUUGACCAUUGACUUUUCGCGGCCCCCGGACAUAAUACAUUAGUAGACAAAAGAAUAAAAACACAUUCAUACUUCCAUCCUGUCGUAAGUUUUACAGAGCGAAAUGAGAAAUAAAAGAAAAUCGUGUACCUAUAGACUCAUCGU